AUGGCUAUAAGUAUAUUAGAGAGUGAUCGAAUAGACCGUUACGAGCUUGAAAUUUUUAUCGGUCAAGUUAAUUUUACAGAAUUCAAAUUUAAAGAGUCAGAAAAUUGCAAUGCAAAUGAUAAAGCGGGAUUAAAACAAGAAGAAUUAUCUAAGCAAAAGUAUACUAUUAAGACAAUGUUGGAUAAUAUAAUAGAAUACAAUAUAUCUAACUAUGAUAAUGUUAAUGAAGAUCCUGAAGACCAAUGCUUAACAUAUUACGAUGAUUUAAAAUCAAAUGAGUCGCUUCAAAAUAUUGUUAAACAACUUUCUGAACGGUAUAAUGUUAACAUGAAGCCCAAUUGUAAUGUUCAAAAUAUUUGUUUCGAUAUCAUGUACAAAGAAAGUGACAAGGUGGUUAUUUCUACGAAGCCCACUACUAUAAAUAGAGGGUUAAUAUGUAUAUUUGCCUGUGUACCUAGAACAUUAGUAACAAUUUUACAAAAGAAUCCUUUAGAACUAAUAAUCUAUGAGGACCUUGAAGACGAUCGAAUAAAAUUGGGUUCAGUAUCUAUCAUGCUCAGCAGUUCAAUGGGAUUUACAAGUGCAAUAAGUUACCAUUUUUAUGAAAAAGGAUACGAUAUACAUGCACAUACUGUCGAAAGCGUACACGAAGUGAAAAAUAUGGAUGGUAGUCAGUCUAUAGGAGAUAUGUUUGUGCGUUUGAAGUUAACGUGUCAUGGACCCGAAACAAUGCAAGUCAAUCAAAUUGUAUUAAAAUCAGAUCAACCGGAGCUACAACCCAUAUUCAACGAUAACAAUUCAUUUGACUUUUAUUUUGAUAAAAAUAUCAUGCCAUCUCCACCAAGAAUGAUGUAUGGUGGUGUAAGCAAAUGUGAAGAUAAAGUUCUUAACCCUGAGAUAAAAGAGCUUCUCGAUUGUCAAAGGAUUCAAGAAACAAAAGAAGAUAAGCCAUGCAUUUGUCCUUUUAAAGGGUUACUAGAAAAUAUACAAACAAUUUUGUCUUCCGAUAUAAAACAAUGCGCCUCUAUAUGUAAGUUAAAUUUAGCAGUAAACGAAGUCUGCAAUGAUGAAAUUUGUAGAUCAGUGACUUCAGCUGAAAUAAAAAACAAUGAUUGUAUGGAAAGGAAAUCAAAAUAA
Melanaphis sacchari is the source of this 1137-nucleotide messenger RNA. RefSeq lists its product as uncharacterized. The transcript is spliced from 5 exons. Bases 1 to 1137 code for a protein of 378 amino acids. NCBI's taxonomy places the organism in Eukaryota, Metazoa, Arthropoda, Insecta, Hemiptera, Aphididae. The record is from RefSeq and is a predicted model, not a curated record.